This is a messenger RNA of Oldenlandia corymbosa var. corymbosa, 3281 nucleotides long. NCBI's taxonomy places the organism in Eukaryota, Viridiplantae, Streptophyta, Magnoliopsida, Gentianales, Rubiaceae. The record is from the annotation of a GenBank genome assembly.
CCCCUUUUUGUCUUCUUUGUUGAUUCUUCAAUGGGAGAAGAGAUGAUAUAGUAUAACUAGUGGGCUGUACUGGUACUAAAAGAUACAGAGGCCCUUUACUCUAUUAGGCCUGGCUUUAGUGCAUGCAAGAAGCAAGCUUUUCUAAAGUGCACUAGUUUUCGGCUGCUUUGGCAAAGUGUGAAUUUUUUUCCGAAGAAGUAGUAAUGAAAAUCUGGAGGAUACAUACACAUUUUGGCUGAGCAAAAGAAAAGUUGAAAGAUAAAAAGGAAGAUUUUUGUUGGCUAAAAAAUUGUUGUAAGGGAGAAGGGGGCAAUUACUUUACUGGCGUAUUCUGACGAUAUUGGAAACACAACAACAAAGCGUUCUGAAACAUUAGUAACCGCCGACUGCAUUUUUCUGUACAAAAACAAUAGUACUGUCCGCUGGCUCUAUCCUACUAGAUAGUAAAAGGUAAAAACUUUGGGUGUCGAUUUUCUCUCUUUGAUUCUCUCUUUCUUCUUAAAGUGGUUAAAAAGAUCAUUGAUUUUUCCCUAUUCAUCUACUCAUGCUAUGCCACAAUGCUAGAAGGAGGGACUUCUUGGGACAUACCCGGCCUAGACCAUUCAAUACCCCCUCCCUUCAUAAAAGAGCUUUCAGAGAACCCAUUUGAAUUGAAAUUUUUAAUUCCCAAGGGAUUCCUUCUUUCUACAGUUCUUUUUGAAUUUUUGGGUUCUACAUAGAAUUUGGUCAUCUGGGAGUCAAUAGUAUUCGUUACUCUUGUUUUGUUUUUGUAGAAAGUCAGCAAAAAAGGAAGGAGCCAUGGUUCCUCAGAAACAAGCUGAAGAGGCUAUUGUCGCUGGGGAUCACAUUAAUGCGUCUGAAGGAAAUGAAGGAGGUGAAGAAAUCGUAGAUCAUGAUUCCAAGUUUAGCUACAAAAACAUCUUUUGGCAUGGAGGCUCUGUUUAUGAUGCUUGGUUCAGCUGUGCCUCAAAUCAGGUGGCGCAAGUUCUUUUAACAUUGCCAUACUCUUUCUCUCAACUGGGCAUGCUUUCAGGAGUGAUUUUUCAAAUUUUCUAUGGUAUAAUGGGUAGUUGGACUGCUUACCUCAUCAGUGUCCUCUAUGUCGAGUACAGAACCAGGAAGGAGAAGGAGAAUGUCAGCUUCAAGAAUCAUGUUAUACAGUGGUUCGAGGUUCUGGAUGGCUUGUUGGGCCCCAAGUGGAAGGCCAUAGGAUUAGCUUUUAAUUGCACAUUCCUUCUCUUUGGCUCUGUCAUACAGCUUAUAGCUUGUGCAAGCAACAUAUACUACAUUAACAAUCAUUUGGACAAGAGAACAUGGACGUACAUAUUUGGGGCUUGUUGUGCAACUACUGUGUUCAUUCCAUCGUUUCACAACUACAGGAUUUGGUCCUUUCUGGGGCUGGGGAUGACCACUUACACUGCGUGGUACUUGACCAUAGCAGCCCUUAUUCAUGGCCAGGAACCUGGAGUAGUCCACUCUGGCCCAACGAAAUUGCACCUGUAUUUUACUGGUGCAACCAACAUUCUCUACACCUUCGGUGGUCAUGCUGUUACAGUGGAGAUCAUGCAUGCAAUGUGGAAGCCUCGGAAAUUCAAGUACAUAUAUUUGUACGCUACAUUCUACGUGUUCACUUUAACUAUCCCCUCAGCGGCUGCUAUGUAUUGGGCUUUUGGUGAUCAACUGCUUAACCAUGCCAAUGCUUUCUCGCUCCUACCUCGAACCGGUUACCGUGAUGCUGCUGUUAUUCUAAUGCUAAUCCAUCAGUUCAUAACAUUCGGUUUCGCCUGCACCCCAUUGUAUUUUGUAUGGGAAAAAGUGGUGGGGAUGCAUGACACAAAAAGCAUAUGUUUGAGGGCACUGAUUAGGCUUCCAGUGGUGGUGCCAAUUUGGUUCUUGGCGAUCAUUUUCCCCUUCUUUGGGCCAAUCAAUUCGGCCGUGGGAGCGCUUCUGGUCAGCUUCACUGUCUACAUUAUCCCUGCUCUUGCUCAUAUGCUAACUUACCGAAAGGCCUCUGCCCGGCAGGUAACUGGUCCACUCUUUACUGGCACUUCCUUAAUCAGAUACUUUGAAUUGCUGGAAACUGUCCCUACUGGUUAUUUACUAGCCACAUUUGAUGUAUUAGGUUCAUCCAUUCUCUAUGUCUAUGGCUGGUUAGCCAUUGAAAAUUUGAGCAGAGUACAUUCCAAAGUUUCAAUUAUUGCAACUAUGUUGAAGACUUGGCAUACAGACAUUUCAACCUUCUGUUUAGCAUUCAUUUGUGGGGUUGAAUCACUUUGUCUUUAAACAGUCCGCUACAACAUGCUAUAGGCUGCAUCUUCAUUCUUGACUAUCACACACAUCAAUGGAUCUUGUUUACUGUUUAGGUUCUAUUGCCCAUGUUUGACUAAUUUCCCGAACCAUCUACUUUUGGAACAUUAAACAGGUCAUUAUGGUAGAGAGUAGGAAAGCGUCCUUAUCAUUCAUUUGAAUUUAAGGGAAAAAAAAAUGAGAAUCCAUUAUCCAUUUAGUGUCAUGCUGCCUAAUUAAGUUCCAACUUCUUUGGUUUGGCAAUAGGGAGUUGUACAAUAAGAAUCCCAGCUGUUAUCCCCAGCAUUCAACACCAGAGUUGAAUCAUUUUAUCUUCGAGAAUUUACGUGACAAGUUUGGUGCACCUUAGUUUUCAUUUGGUUACUUUCAUCAGUAAUUCUUGGUCUCUCUCAUAUUAGCAAUACUCAUGUCUUGAAUUGAGCCGUCUGAUUGUCCCACAAAACCCACUCCAUUUGAAGUUUUGAACUGCCCAAUUUACCACUUUCACUAUUGGUCGAUUGUCUAAUAAAAUGAAAAUGACUAAUGUCUCAAGCAAAUUUGCACUUUGCAUUGUUUGCAGAAUGCUGCAGAAAAUCCACCGUUCUUCCUUCCAAGCUGGACUGCAAUGUAUGUUGUGAACUCAUUUGUUGUGGGCUGGGUCCUGAUCGUUGGAUUUGGGUUUGGAGGUUGGGCUAGCAUGAAGAAUUUCAUCAAACAAGUUGAUACUUUUGGGCUAUUUGCGAAAUGCUAUCAGUGCAAUCCACCUCCUCCAGCCCAUCAUUAAGGCUUAGUUUAAUGCUCUUUUUAGCAUACUAACCAUCCUCAUGUUUCAGUGUGGUGUGUGCUGUAGUUUCUUUUAGCAGAUUAUGUUCAUUCACCAUAUACUUACUAUAUAUAUGUAAUCAACGGUAAAUGUAAUGGAUUUUUUUUUUUUUGUGGAAAUUAUAAUUUGCUACCCUUCAAUAUGUUUUCUUUUUCCCCCUUUUCCAAUUAAG